AUGCUGACUCUCUUCAUGAGCUUGUCCGGCGGUGUUAGCUGGGAGCAAGCUCUGUCGCCUCUAAAGGAGAUCUCUGCCAUUUGGGUCAUCUGCUAUAUUGGCUACGUUUCCUUCACGUAUUUUGCGGUUUUAAACGUUGUAACUGCAGUGUUCUGCCAGUCAGCGAUUGAAUCAGCUCAAAAUGAUCAGGUGACCUUGAUGCAGAACAUGUUGAUGAACAAAGAGAAGCACGUCCGGAAGAUCCAGGAGCUAUUCGGAAGGCUGGGCGCGACUGAUGGUGGAGUGAUUACGCUGCAGAUGUUCGAGGAGAACAUCAACUCUGAUGCAGUCAGCUCAUAUUUUGAAGCACUGGGUUUGGAUGUCUGGGAUGCCUGGGCUUUCUUCAAGUUGCUCGAUUCCGACGGAGGCGGAUCUGUUGAUGUGGAAGAAUUUUUCAUGGGGUGCCUGCGGUUCCGAGGCCAAGCAAAGGCCAUGGAU
Messenger RNA from Symbiodinium pilosum, 477 nucleotides. NCBI's taxonomy places the organism in Eukaryota, Dinophyceae, Suessiales, Symbiodiniaceae. The record is from the annotation of a GenBank genome assembly.